UAGAUGGAAUCAAUGGGGGCCAUAUUUUGUUGGGACCCUCUUUAUUUUCGCUCCCUGGCUAGCUUCUGUUCAUGGCUGUCUCUGCUCCCAUUUUUUUGUAUCUCUCUCAUUUCUUUUCCAACAUGUUUAUAUAAAAGGGUUCAGAAAGGAGGGAGUUCUGUUUUGUUUUUGUUAAAGGGCUGAUUCUCAGAGAAACAGAAAGGGGUUUUUCAAAGUUCAUAUAUAGGGUAAUAAUCUUCAAAAACAUGGGACACCAUUCUUGCUGCAACCAGCAGAAGGUUAAGAGAGGGCUUUGGUCACCUGAAGAGGAUGAAAAGCUGAUUAGAUAUAUAACUACUCAUGGCUAUGGCUGCUGGAGUGAAGUUCCUGAAAAAGCCGGGCUUCAAAGAUGUGGGAAAAGCUGCCGGUUAAGAUGGAUAAACUACCUUAGACCUGAUAUCAGAAGGGGAAGGUUUACACCUGAAGAAGAGAAGUUGAUCAUCAGCCUUCACGGUGCUGUUGGAAACAGGUGGGCUCAUAUAGCAAGUCAUUUGCCAGGGAGAACAGACAAUGAAAUCAAGAACUAUUGGAAUUCAUGGAUCAAGAAGAAAAUACGAAAACCGACAUCAUCAUCAUCAUCAUCUCCAGGAGCUCCAGUAUUAGCACCUAAUCCUCCUACUGAUCAUAAUCAACAAUCCGGACAAUUCACUUACAAUGCAAACCAACUUGAUCAAAUGAUGAAUCAUCAGCACAAUAACAAUAAUGUUGAUCCUCAUCACGAUAACUUAUUUUCAUCUCCACCAUUGUUCAUGUUUGACACCGCAGGCUGUUGUCCAGUACUACAAGGCUACACCGUUAACAGUGGAGAUUGCAGCAGCAACAACAAUUUUAUUAGUACCCUAACCGAAGACCAAAUGAUUUUGCAUCAGAACUCAUCAUCAAUGUGGCCAAAUGAUCAAUCAUCCUCAUCCUCGGCAACAGUAUUAAUCCAACCGUCAGCAGCUUUUAGUAGUACUAAUGGUAUGGAUUCAAACAGUGCUAAUUAUUUGCCUCCAUUAAUCGACAACAUCGAAAACAUGGUGGCCAUUGGGCAAUCUUGUGGUGAGAAUGUGUCAUUGGAUUGCAUGCAAAAACAACAUGAUGAUCAUCAGCUAAUAAUGAAUCAAUGGGAAGUUGAAGCACAGCAGCAAUGUCCAAGUUAUCUGUUUUGGGAUCAAUCAGAAGAAGAAGGUCAACUUUUAAGUGGGGAAGAAACACAAGUACUUGCCACAACUGCUUCAAACAACAUUGGAGCCAUGCUUUCUUAUCCUUCACCUCUGUAAAUGAAAAGCUCAUCCACAUGACAAAAAUCCAAACAAAAUGAAACCAUCUAAUUUGACAUGCAUCCUCAUCAUCAUGUCUCUUUUUU
Molecule: messenger RNA, 1387 nt
Organism: Oldenlandia corymbosa var. corymbosa
Lineage: Eukaryota; Viridiplantae; Streptophyta; Magnoliopsida; Gentianales; Rubiaceae
Source: the annotation of a GenBank genome assembly